This is a messenger RNA of Panonychus citri (citrus red mite), 1007 nucleotides long. RefSeq names its product 39S ribosomal protein L15, mitochondrial-like (gene mRpL15). Bases 101 to 976 code for a protein of 291 amino acids. Gene Ontology annotation, biological process: translation. Gene Ontology annotation, cellular component: mitochondrial large ribosomal subunit. The record is from RefSeq and is a predicted model, not a curated record. Lineage: Eukaryota; Metazoa; Arthropoda; Arachnida; Trombidiformes; Tetranychidae. Gene Ontology annotation, molecular function: structural constituent of ribosome. The transcript is spliced from 5 exons.
UGCUUUUUGGAAAAUUUUAUUUUUCGACAAUUCAAUUUCUAUGAGAAUCAAGUUGAUUAUUAUUCCAAAUUAGUUAAUUAGUUUAAACAGAAUUUUCAUCAUGAGUAGUUCGACAGCUGAAAAAGCCUUACGUUUGCUGAAGUUUAUGCCCAGAGUGACGACAAUUAACUCUACGGUUUCACCUUUAACACCAAAAAGAGCGAGGAAGCUUCAAGGACAAUAUGCCAGAGGUGGACGAAUGAAAUUUCUCAACAAAUCUUUUCACCAAAGGCAGAGAUUCGAGCCAGCAGGAUUUGUUGAUGAUCCCAAAUCAUCAUCACUCUGGUUUGAGAAAGUUCCAGUCAAAGAUUAUUAUAAAGAUGUAUUACAUCGAAGAUCAUAUCCACCAUGUUCUUUAUAUUCAAUCCAAUUGUCCAUUGAUUUGGAUUAUCUUAAUCCAAAUGAGCCGAUUGAUUUAACAACACUUUGUCGAGAUGUAUUUCUCAAUGUGAACACGGACAUUAAUGAUUAUGGUACUCAAUUAACUAACCUUGGUCAGGAUAUUUUCAGUGCUCAGAUAAACAUCGAGGUUCAAUAUGCAAGCGAAGAAGUGAUUGCUGCCAUCGAGAGGAACGGAGGAGUAAUAACCACCGCUUUUUACGACAUUAAAAGUGUCAUGGCUCUGACCAAUCCAACGAAAUUUUUCAGCAGAGGUGAACCUAUUCCAAAGCGAUUACUUCCACCUCCUGAUUGUAUUGAUUACUAUACAAACCCUGUGAAUCGCGGUUACCUUGCAGAUCCCGAUGCGAUUGCCGAAGAGAGAUUAAAAUUAGCCCAGAAAUACGGAUAUACUUUACCUGAUUUAUCGAAAGAUCCGAAAUUUAAAAUGCUUUCUCUUCGGAAAGAUCCUCAACAAAUUUUCUAUGGACUAGAACCUGGUUGGGUUGUGAAUCUUAAAGACAAGCAAAUUAUGAGGCCAAUCAAAAAUAACUUGUGAAAUUUAACAAAAUUUAUUCAUUAAUUAAUUU